AUGGGCAACUGGACAUGGAUAUUUUCAAACUUUGGGAAUCGUAAGGUGAGAUUUUUUUUUUUUUUAAGUGAAGUUCAUUUUAAAGAGGUCGACGAGUAGUUUGGUGGACGCUUGGUUAAGCUGCUGUGCUCCACAUCUCGACCACGGACAAGUUUAGACCAAUAAAAUCCUAUUUGUUCUUAGUGGUGUCCUUUUAGAUCGAAUAGCGUCCUUAGAGUUCUGCAAUAUUAGAAGGGUAACCACUCAACAAACAGGGCGCCAAGGCUAACAUUGCAGAUCAAGAUGUCAUCUAAUGAGAGUAGCAACAAUCACAUCGUGUGAAAACGGUGUAAAGGUAAAAAAGGUCAAUUAUGUACUCGAACCUAGUGCCCACCCAGCCGGAGCUUAUCUUGGUUUUCAUGUAGCAUGAAGCGACUAAGGGUAUUACUACUCCCCCUUGGAUGACAGGCUAGUCUAUAGCAAGGCUACCCCCCAGCAUUUCAUCCGGCCUCUCUGACGAUUCGCCGGUACCCAUUUAUACUCCUGGGUGAAGAGAGGCAUUGUGAGAGUAGAGUGCUCAACACAACACAACACAUUGACCCGGCCAGGUCUUGAACCCAGACCUCUCGACCCGGAGUCCAGUGCACUAACUAUUAUGUUUGAUGUUUGAAAUAUUAAGUUAAAUCGAUAAUCUUGGUUGUAUCAGGAGGAACUCGUAUGGUUUGUGACAAAACCACUCAAGAUUAUCCUAAAGCUAACGUGGGUUUCUUCCUAUGAAUUCACCGCAAUCGAAUAUUUUUUAUACUGAUAUACUUAUUUACCCUCACCGGCUUUUGACAGAUCAAUACAUUUUGACGAUUGGCCAGUUCGAACAAGUGGCAACCUGAAAUUAAUGCAACUGAGUAUGUGACAGUCCUCAGCGGUCAAUCGUUUUUCAUUUCGUUACAAAGUAUGGAGUUACAAAUAGCUUGAAAAUGACAUAGGAGUACUGUGUGAGGCGAAUACGUCAAUUUUUCCCUAAGCCGCUUAAGUAUGCCAAAGAAAGACAACGCCACAACCACGGGAAUAGUGGCUGGGUUCUUUCGCAAACGGGAUUACGAGAAGUUCAGGAGACGGUGCCUACGGUGUACGAUCCAUCUGAGCGCUUACAGCUAGUAUCACAAACAUAGCUUUUUGUCCUUAGAUUUUUUAAGGUUCUACCCUCCAUACAAAUUCCCUAUCUCUUUUUUGUGCCCCAGAGCUCUCUAAAUUUAACAAAACAGCUGGUGAUGAUUUGAGCUAAUAAGACCCGAUUGAGUGAGAAUUCAAUUUUUUUAACAGAAUGUUAAAAUCGAACGGGAAUUUUGUUCAUUUCCUCCAUUCUUAUACACCAACAAUAACUUCAUAAGUUUUCUUAAAACAGGAAGACCUCCUCGACAGUGACUCUGGUGAUAUACCAGAUUACAUGCAAGGACUGCUCGGCAUCAGACCGACCGUGGGUAAAGGUGCCCGCUUUGAAAAGUUCAAAAAUGCAUGGCAGCAGUUGAUCCCGGGAAAAGAAAUAUCGGUAAAUUCUUAACUUCCUUUAAUACUCUAAAAACUUGCCACCUUUCAAACGGCAGUGAAUAAGUUCUGGUUUAGCUUUCGUUUUUUCUUUUCUUUUUUUUUCUUCAUUCAGAAAAUUCUGAAAUCAAAUGAAUAUCUCACUGCUGAGCUGGCUUGUUUCAGCUUGCUUGUGCCCAAAAAUGUAUGCGCUUUUAAUUUAGUAUUACUAUGGUGGUCAUUUUUUUGUCUUUUUCAGGUAUCUGUUGGUCGAGUUUAUGACUCUGUGUUAGUGGCCUCAGAGGGAAUCAAGAGAGCCCUCCGAAAUGGAGUAGCUUUACCGAGCAAUCAAACUUACCGGGGAUUUUGCAGCAGCUCGGACAAGCAGGAAGAAAACACCAGUGGAGAAGAACUAGCCAAAUAUUUGAACGAGGUAAAAGUGCCAACAACUUGUUUGUUAAAUAGAACACCUUACUUAAUUUGCAAAAAUCUGAAUUAACCAAACUGUGGAUCUAGAUGUCCUGGAAUAGGAAAUGUGAAGGUUUACUUUUUCUAGCGACCUUUGAAGAGGGAAUAAAGGUAUUUCUGGGAGACGAUUUAAAUCAUUUGCCACUAUGGUCCCUUAUCUAAUAUGUGCACAUGACUUAAAGAUGUGGUAAUUAGCAAAUCUGCAACUGAAAUUAAUUUCUCUUAUCUACGAUAAGAUGUUUUUUACACUGAUACUCUGUGGCUCAGUGGUAUAGCAUCGGAGCGCGGAAUGCGAAGGUCUGAGGUUCUAUUCCUCAUAGAGACUCAGAAUUUUUUCUUUGUCCCACGCUCGCGAGAGGGCGAAAAUCAUUUUUUUAAUUUUUUACCUAUUGGUAAUCUCGGGUAAGAUCUAAGAAUUCAGUGCAAAUUUUCACUGUGCUAUUCAUAGGUAGAGGUUGAAGGUGUCAUGGGUAAAAUCCAUGCCAAUGAUCCAGAUUACGCUGGUUCUGCUUACUUUGAUGUGCUAAAUCUAAGAAGCACCGGUGAAUAUAAAGUAAGUCCCGAGAUAAACAUUCGCAGUAUGUCGGUCUUUUUAGAAGGGCUUCUCCUUUAUCUGCCUGAGCUUCUGAAGCUCGAGGCAGCAAUACUAAGGCAACUAAGGAAUCCUAUUUGUUUCGUUUUAUUUUUUAAUGUUUUUUGUAAACUUUUUCUUAAUUGUGCUUUUAUUCCUUAUGCUUGUUCAGUUUUACCGAAAAGUGAUUAACACUGCUCCGAACUCACCUGCUAUAGCAGCGUAAAAGUUAAAAUUAAUUCAGGAUGAGCACAUAAUUAUUGGCGAGAACUUGAAAGAGGAAGAUAAGUCACUACAGGACUUUAAAAAGGCUGACGCCGCGAGCCUCAGCAAUUGGGUUUCGAUUAACCCGAGUCUGGUUUAUGUCUCGGAUGAGUAAUUUCUUGAUUUUGAUGAGUAUGUGAUUUGUCGUGCCGCUCCGAUAUUUUACCUUUUUGCUAUUCAAAUUCGUGGACAAGAUAUGUUGAAAAAACAACAACAACAAAAUAACUAUUCUGCAGUUGGCCUGUUAGCUCAAUAGAGUACUACACCAAAAUCGCACCACAGGCCCGAUCAUGAUUUUAAUUUCAGGCUUUAUUUUCACUUCUGUUUAAGUGGUGAUCACUAUUGGGAAGAUCGUUCUCAUCUUCAUCUUCAAACUUCAUUUUUUUGACAGGUCGGGGAGUGGAAUACGACUGGGUUACAUAUGUUUGAAAACGAAAAACCAAUCUGGCCUUCAAACAGCUCAGACAUACCAUUGGACAUUCCAAAUAUCUUGAAGGGAAAGACUCUAAGGAUCGCUACCAUUUUGGUAAGUAGUUUAUCAAAAAGUGCUAGAGCUGAGUGCAAAAUUGUCCAGAUCAGCAUUAAUUUAACUCAGCAUUUCUUAUUUGGUGUAAGGGAGUUUUGAAGCAUUUUUGAUAUAUUGUUUCCAUUUGUGGUACUCUACAUUAAGAUUAUGCCCAACCAUGUUAGCCUUAAGAUGUUUCCAUACCAAAGAAAUCGAUUCUUAGUUUAACGUUCAAUCCGGUAUGUAUGAGUAAUAAAGUGAUUUCGAGUGCAAUUUGGUGUUAAUAAGCAGGAGUAAAUUUUUCGAAGACGACAAAAUUGCACGAGAAAUCAUAUUGUUUAUUUUUUAGACUUUCCGUGAAAAAAGCAUCAUAGAAAGUCAAGACACGAAAUUUUGACAGCGCUGUGAAAUUUGUACUCGUAUCACAUGAAUGACCAACAAAGCUAAUCAAAAGAUUUCCAAUAGGCUCCACCGUUUGUGAUGUUGAAAAAUGGUGCCGAAUCGUCCUCGUACGAAACCAAGGACUUUGAAGGUCUGAGUAUUGAUAUUUUGGAGGAGAUAAGCAAAAGACUGGAGUUCAACUAUGAGAUAUAUCAAGCUCCUGAUGGAAAAUUUGGAGUGAAAAACAGACUCACUAGAGAGUGGAAUGGUAUCGUCAAGGAAAUCAGGGACAAGGUUCUAUCUUUUCUUCAUUAUUAUCAAUAAAAAUAAUGUAGCUCCCAAUGGGUUUCGCUUUUUCAGAAUUUUACACAAGUCUAUGAAGUUUUGCUGUUCUGGGGCCGGUGUCAGGACUAGUGCAAAUGGCGUAUUCACAGCGGCAUCAACGAUAUUAUAAAAUUAAUUUUAUCAACAGCAUGUUCAACGAUUUCUCCUUUACUUAUUGAGUGUUUAUAAUUGUACGUGAUUAACCAUUUGAGCAAACUUUAUUUGGAAGGGAUCCACAUAUUUUUGUUAUUGCUUACUAGUACAAUGCAUAAUCCGUUCUUGUUUAUAUGUAAGUAUUUCAAGCAAGUGACGUUUCAGCACGGCAACAAAAGCUUUGUUCCUAGUUCCAAUAGGUUCCCUGGUGUAAUAUGUACUAAUUGUUGCUGUGAAGGUUAUUUACCUCUUUCACGAGCCAUGCUUCCGAAUAGACUAACUAAACAGGUCUUGCACAAAGGUGUUAAGGUUCAAACUUAUCAAAUAUUACCGGAAAAGAGGGAGGAGCACAUGAAACUUUAAUCAAUGACUAUCCCUUAACUCCUUUUAUCAGCCAUCUUCACUAAGUUGAAAGCAAAUUACGCGCGAAUUCAGUACAAAUAUUACGGGAAUAUUGAACGGUUAUUUGGACAUUUGGUCAUUUUGUACUGUGAAAAAAUCUGUUUGACAGGUUGGCCAGGAUUACGCAGGUCAUGUCAAGGGAGAAAAAAAUGUACGACAUUUUAAAGUACCGAUGACACGAAAUUUUUUUGCAUUUUCUGGUUGAUUGCCUUAUUUUAAAAUUAGGAAUAAUCGACUUUAGCGCCUAGCGAGUUAUACUUGACCAUUUUUUUGUGCAAUGAAAGUACGAUUUGGCGGCCAAAAAGUGUCCCCAUUAAGCGCGCCGCCAAAACGGUUAUGUUACAUAGCUGUGACGUAGAAAACUGUGAAGACACGUCGGCAACUAUGGUGGAGAAAGGAGAAAUCUAGAAGAAAGGACGAACAUGUUACGCGGCCGGAACGUCAAAUGAUGUUAGCUACAAGAAUAAUACACAUAAACCGGGUAUUUCUAUAUACUACUUUCCAAAGGAUGUAGCUGUAUCUCCUCGAUCGUCGACAUCGAGGAGAUUUUACUCUUCAAUGUCGUCGGCCAUAUGCUUAGUGUUGGCUUUGAAGACGCCUGUUACGAACACAUAUCACUAGUUAAACCAGAAGAAGAUAACCAAUGAAUUCAGCUGAAAAGAAUGCUGAUUAAGGGGUCUGUUCCCACACCGUACACGAUUGGUCAACAUUCUUUUCGGCUGACAUUUCGCAAGCGAAGAAUGGUGAACUCCUUAUUGUUGUUUAUUUCACGCGCCUGAGAUUUCCUCGUACUCCUUGUCUUUCCACAUGACCACAUUUGCGCUUUUCUUAUCGAAUGAAAAUCCUACCAAUUGUAGUUUUCAUCGUAUUAUAAUAACAGAAAUACAUCAAUUGUAAUGAAGUUCAAGCCCUUUCCUGAGGUGACUGAUGUCCUGUUGCGUGAACAGCGCAGAACCUCUGGCAGAUACUGGCAUAAACACAAGCUCGAAGGAGCCGUGUAUUCUCCUAACUUAGGUUUCCGAAAAUCCAUCCCACGAGCCAUCAAUUUCCCCCUGCCCUCAAAAAACUAAAAGUAGCCACAGUGGCAAUGUCAUUGUGAUAACAGCACUACAACGAGAAAAAUAAAGAAACACAAAUUUUAUUGAAUUAGAUGAUAGCGAAUCCAAGUGCUGUGUGAAAGUCGAUGCGAACGAAAUAUUCACUUAUAAUACUUAUGUCAGUUAAUUGCCAUUGAGUGAAAUGGGUCUCAUGGCAAUGCUACACUUAAACUUAAGAAGUUUUUCUCUAUUAAAAUCCCUAUUUGACAUUAACUUGAAUCAGAUGACUAUAAACUCACUCGUUUUCCUUUCGGUUUGACCGGCUCGAUGAUCGCGACGAUCGCCUCUGCCUUUGCAAUCUCUAAAUAAAGGAGCAAGUGAAACUGCCCGAUGACUUCUCGGUGAAAAAUAUCGUGCCUCGUGAUACAGCCGAUUCUUUCGUCAAAAAUUAGCCUUUGGUUCUCUAAGGGAAUUUCUGUACAGCAACGAAACUCUGCACUGACUGAGGGGAACCUUCGCCGCACAUAGUGCGAAGGAAUAAAAAUGUUAUGGCUACAGAAACGAACACAGCCACCCAUUCUUAACAUAGAUUUCGCCAUAGAAAACAAAACACAAACGCAACAAAAUAAACAAACUAAACAUUCAGUAAUGUUCUAAUCUUGACCUAAACACCGCAGGCGAGAAACCGUCUUUGUCAGUCUUCGUCGAAAUCUUCGUUUGAUGCACUCGGUUCUCCUUCGUAGGGAUGAAACGUACUCGCAACUUCCAUUUCUUCUCACUUCUUGAAUUAUAUCACAACUCUUGGUAGAGCUUGCCGAAGGUAGGUAGACAUCGUUAUUGGACAUUAUUUCAAGAGUAUUUCAACGCCGACUGAUACAAAAUUACAAGAGAUGUGGGAAAUUUGUUGGUGUCAACUGAGAGUUUUCACAGUUUUCUACGUCAUCACCCGCUAAUUCGUUACCAGUCCACAAUACACUUUUAAGACAAAAUAAGAGCACUUUAAGGCCCGAAAAAACCGAGUUAAGUUUUUUAAAAUUUUUCUUCUUUCGGAAUUGGUUUGUACAUAUGAUAAGCUAAAUAUUUACGCAAAAAAAGAUUUCGUGUCGUAGGCACUUAAAGGUAGUUGGAUAAUGAAUGACUCUUUAGACGUUUUGGUGUAUAGUAUCGCCGAGUAUUUCUAUUCUUUUAGAAUAGUACCGUACUUUGACUUGCCUUGCGGGGUCGUCAAAGUAAGGGGUACAACCCGUGAAAAUACUCAGCGAUGCUACACACCAAAAUUUCUCAGGAGUUAUGUUUAUUUAACAGAAAGCCGAUAUGAGUAUUGCCCCAAUGACCAUCAGCUCUGAUCGUCAAACAGUGUUAGAUUUCACUCAACCUUACAUGACUUUUGGACUGGCCUUCAUGAUACGUGUCCAGGAGGUUAACGGGAACUACUUCAGAUUCCUGUUACCGUUCAGUAAAUAUUUGUGGGUGGCCAUAUGUGUGUUGGUGAUGGUGAUGGGGUUUUCUGUGUGGUUCUGUAACCUCUUCAGUCCACUUGGGUAUUACGGAAGAUGUACACAAGCUCAAUCUACAAAACAGGUAAACGAGAUCCCACUACUUAUUAUAGGAGAGUCUAGUUCGUUGUUCGUAUUGUUUUGAACUAUUUAGUUAGUUUAUAAUUAGUUAGUUAGCUCAGCAUGAUAUGAUUUUUCGUAUAUAUUUAGAUUGUAGUCACUGCAUUAAUUCAAAUUCCGAAAUUAUUUAGGUUUAAGCUGUCGUGACGAGUUACCGAAUUGUGACCGUCUUUUCUAACUGCCAAGUGGAUAUGCGUAGUUUUGUCUAAUGACCUUGCUUUGGACCCACACGAAAGUUAUUUUUUUGGCUAACGCAGUCAGAGGUUGAUUCAGUUGAUCGAAGGCAUUAUGAUUUAUGAUAAUGUCAUAGGACAUCGAUUAACACAGUCUCACACAGUUUUAAGCUCGUUAACUUACUGGGCUCGGGUACGAUCAUUAACAUCAAACAACAAGUAAAAAACAACGAAAAACCCCAAAGAUACGCUCAUACACUACAAACUAGCUAUAAACGUUAACUUGUAUGAGGGUGAUAAUCAAUGGAAAGAUUUCUUACACACGUUGCUUUGCCUCGUAAAGGUAAACAACGGACUUCCUUUUCGGUAACGAAAAUGACGACAUAAAUGCUCUCAAAUGACCUUCAACGUUUAAAUGGCAAACUCUUCUCGCGUUAUUGGUUGUUGACCUGUAUCGUUCUUAAUUCCAGCUAAAACCAGAAGUCCUUAAACAAGUUGACACUCUCAGCUUAAACAACUCUAUAUGGUCGUCGUGGAAGGCAUACGUCCGUCGUAGCGCUGAACAUCCAAGGUCAUGGUCUGGCAAGUUAACAGUGUCUGUCUUCUGGUUCGCUGUGAUGAUCAUCAAUGCUACCUACACAGCCAAUCUGGCCGCUUAUCUCACUGUAUCCCGGAUGCAAACUCCCAUUGAAACCAUUCUAGAUCUGUCGCGUCAAACCCGCAUUGAGUACGGAACACUUAAGGACUCACAGCUACAAACAUUUUUCCAAAAAACGGAUGUUCCCAGGUCAGUAAACAUCAAGAAAAAGUCUGGCUCGUUAAAGAAUGCGGAUCGGUCGGUUUUGCCGUGAUUAUCUGUAAGACUGAAUAAGCUCAUAAGCCGGGAGUGGUUAGCUUUGACCACCAAUCCUUCCAUCUUGUGGCCCGUUCUUAUCAAAACCAUAUAACCUUUGCCAAAAUCUAGGCCUAGAAUGGGUAUCUUAGACCUAAAUUUCAGGUUCUCGGCUUUUUACACCAAUGGUAUGUUAACUGUGUGGUACUGGUUUUCAGAGGCUCGAGUUUCGUCACUUUUUAAAAGAAGACUUACGUGGUUUUUGUGUUAUGGUUUUAGUUAUCUGGUGAUGGGACAGUUUAUGGAGCAGCGCAAAUUAUGGAUGCCUAGUUAUGAAGCUGCCAUCAACAGAACUUUGGAGGGUGACUUUGCAUUUAUCUCAGACAGACCAAUUUUAAAUUAUGUGGCACGACAAGACAAACAUUGUGGAAAAUUUAAGGUUACUGGCGGGUAAGACACUAAAAAUUCUUUGACUUGGACAACUGCUCAGACGAACCUUUAUUGAUUUAUUAGAGGAGUUCUCUCUCUUUUUCUUGUGUUUCUAUGAAUCUUCUUGUCUAUGCAAAAGCAACUCGUUUAAACCCUGUAAGUGUCAUUGUGCUUUCAGUCUAAACAACCGUGUUGAAUACAACAAUUUUUUAACCUUUUUUUUUUUACUUUUUAGCGAAAGAAAAGUUCAAAGCCUUGCUAUAGAGUUUUUUACCUGUAUCGCACUAAAUCACCUCUCUUCUGUAUUGUGUUACAUCAACUAAACAGCAUUUUUUUUUGUUAAUAAUGAAAAGUUCUUCCUGAUAUCCUAAAAAAUCGCCUCUAUUGAGAAAAGUUCGCAAACUAUGCAAUUAACGCUCUUAUAAGCAAGCGCUCUUCUAGCAGCGACUCUAAGCUUCUAUUUGAGGAAGUUGUUCGUCUUACAGGGAUGCUUGUCAAAGGACACUUGUUUGAUUUUCAACACACGCAGAUUUGUUACAUAAGUUCGUUCUCGGGGACGAGUUGUAUGACAGGUACUCAAUUGAAAAAUAUACAGUCCAAGUUGAGACAUGUGGCAUAACUCCAUUUCAGGUUUGGUAAUACAUAUGGUUAUGGUUUUGCUUUUGAGUUGACCUCGCCAUACACACCACUCUUUAAUAUGGAACUAUUUCGACUUCAAAAUGAAUUCGUCAUAAGCAGUCUGACUCAUAAGUGGACAAAGGAGAGGGUGAAUUGCGAACUGGUGGAUAACUUUGAAGAGCAGCAACAACUUGGUAAGAUAUGUUUCCAGUGACGAGAGCAAUAUAGGCUAUUCACCAGCUUCUUUGACUUUUAAAAGAUGAAUACACUCUAGUGACGAUUUAAAAAAGAUUCUACAAUUUUUACGUGGCGUGCCCCGUAUCGUUAUUCAAUAACUUGUUUUCUAAAAACUCACAUAUUAAGCUAGGAUCGUAUGCACAAAAUGAGAUCAAAGUGAGCGUUAAAAUCUCUUUCGUCGUGACAUGCCAUAAACCUGUUUUAUCUUUGUCUGAUCUCAGGAAGCACUGUCCAGAAGAUGUCCGUCCAAAACAUGCUGGGUGUGUUUAUCCUGUUGGCCAUCAGUGUUUUGGUUGGCUUCCUUAUCAUGAUCAUGGAGUGGAUUUACGCCUCGGCCAAAGAUGCCAGAAAGCGCAUUCAGGUGAGUUUAAAACGGCGUGUCAGGCAAUUUUUAGGCCACGCCCUCGUGAGAGGGUUGUAAAACAAAAUGUUCGAAUAAAACAUUGUGUGUACAUGGGUGAAAUCAUGUAAUGUUUACGUACUUCUGAUACAAAGGAGGCAAAUUCUCGUUUCUGUCUGAAUCAGUGAAAACUGCCUUCAUGUGUGAAGCUCAGUAAGAAGACGCCCAACGCGUCGUAAGACAUAAAAAGGAUAUACCAUGGCCGCGCGUGGAUACAAAUUUUAUCUUCGAGUGUUGAUGAUUUAGUAUCUAGAAUCGGACAUGUAAUUUUCUGUCUAUUAUGUGGAUGUUGAUCGCAUAUUUGAAUAGGAGACAAUAUUAAAACACCUUUUAAGAGCUUCGAAUGUAGAAAACACGUACACGUUAUCUCAGCCCGCAGAAAAUGGGAGUACCUCAGCUUCCGCCGUAAAGUUGCAAUAAAUGUUUUUCACUUAAAAAAAAUAAUCGUAAUUCAACCUUAGCAUCAUUCGUAAAUGUAAUAAAACCCUUACUGAAAAGUAAAACCACCAAACUGAAAGACCCGGUCACCAUGACAUCAUUGAUAUUUUCAGAUGAAGAGAUAUGAAUGGUACAUUCACAGAGGGCAGUGAAGAUGUUAUGUUUUUGAUGAAAAACCGGAGAAAUUCCGGUAUUUCUCAAUAUUUCAUCAAUAUAAGUUGACGUCAUUUAACACAAUCUUAAUAGACGAUAUUUCUAACACAUGCUUAGGCAAAAGGUCUUGUUUUGAAGGUAAAGUGAUGACGUUACAGUCUUUAUUGAAUUUUUUUUACCUCGUUUCCGUUGUUACUUAUUGGUUACAACAUACAUACUCUUUACAGGGACGCAAGACAUGCUGCCAAGCAUGCGGGACGAGACUGCUUCAAGCACUAAGGGACAUGUGCUGCUCUAAACAGAAAACCACUCUUGAUAAUAAAAAGACAGAUGACUGAAGAUGGACGUCAGGUUGAGUUUGAGCGGGAUCAGCAUUUUGCAUUCUGGCCGAUUAUUUCCCUUUCUCUAGAUCGCCUUACGAAGACGCCGUUUUCAGCUUUAAACGUAGAAUUGUUAGUGUCAAAUUUUUUCCAAUGGUCACCUCCUAACACGUUUGAAAAAUGUUGCACCAGGCUCAGGUACUUCCCGUUUCAAAUUGGUAGUUGAAAAUUGAUUCGACAUAGGAAUAAGGUGACUUGUCAAGGCGCAGAGAUGCACGCUUUGUUGUUCUGCUCCUAAGAAUAAAACUUCUUUUCUUUGUCUUGUAGUAUAUAAUUAAUGAUGGGGUAAUAGGUUCAAUAUAAUGUUUGGUAAGAGGAUUUCCGUUGCUCCUUCUAAAACUAUGAUUGAGAGACUGUAAAUUAGGAUUUGAUUCAUGCUUGGUCUAAACGCUUCAUUAAAAUUGACCAAACGCGAGUUCAAGAUAGCUACAUUGGCCGAUCUAGAGCGGGCAAGAUUAAUUCGGGUAGUCCAAUCAAAACACAGGAUUCACAUCAUCUUGAUCACAGGCGCUGCCAGCAAUAUGAUAAGAGAAUUACUCUUAUUUUCCGUUUCUGUGUUUUUAUGGAACUCAACCGCUUCUCGGUCCAAAAAAGAAAACGCAAAAACAAAUUCGACCAAUAUUCAGCCAUCUUGAUCUCACAAUCGGUCAAUAACGCUUAUGAAUGAUAUCUUACCAAUCAUAACCAUUACAAUUUCCUUAAAUGUGAUUGGUGCAUUAGCUGCUUCAUUUUUCACUGAUCAGUCUGUACAGUUGUAACUGCGCAGUGUAACCUGACAGUUGGCUGCAAUCGGACAGUUUAAGAAGCCAAUCAUACUAAGUCCACUCAGCUAAAUCCACCAAUCACAAAAUUGAUCCCAAUAACCAUAGCAACAACCACUUAUCUUAAAAAAAGAAACUUGGGGAAUUUACAAAAUGGAGGAAUUUUUAGUUAAGACAUUGUCUCUACCGGAGAUGUUUGUCCUAAAUGUAUUUGUUUUUAUCGGAAAUUGUAACGGUUGUGAUUUAUUAGUAUCAGAAUUUCGUGUCGUCCAAUUCUGUAUGUAAUCAUACUCGUGAUUGACAGGGCGGACUCUCGCUUCGCGUAAGUCCGAUUUAUUUAAUCACUCGUAUGAUUACAGACAGGAUUGGACUCCACUCGGUCUUACUACCACUACUUAUAGAUGUAUUGUUAUAAAAACAAAUGUUGAAUGUUUCAAGAUCAGUUGGCCAGCAUGCUCACGCAUGCCUACCUGUAGUUUCUACAUGAGCUGUGGUUUAGAGUUUAUCUAGUAGUCAGAGAGAGAUUGAUCGAACAGUGUUAGUCAGUCGAUCUGAGCUACCCAGAAUGAAGUGAAUUUGAUGUAAGUAGGAUUGUGGUAAAGGACCGAUAGAUUUAAGAAAAUGGAAAACAGUUUGAGAGUCCUUAGUGCCUUUUGCUGAGCGCGGUUCGAUCUACAGCUAGUUUCCAUUCCAUUGCGACCCAACAUAAGCUAAGGGUUUGAUGACAGUUGGGUUACUUAAGAUUUAGGUGUAUGAUUGAACGUAGCACGGUAAUGGCAGACUUGAAGUAAGAAUGUUCGUGAUAUAGAAAUCAACAAUGGUCUAAAAUAAUUAGAUAAGGAACUGCCCAGGGAAAUUGUGCGUGGGCGUUUGGGUUGGAACAUCUUGUGAUGUUGCGUGAUGUGUCAUUCGUUCCGCAAAUAGAACAUGCGUGCGGGUGUAAAUUACAGAAUUGUUGAUCGGGGUAUAAUAGGAAACAGCUGUUAAAAUCGAGUUGACAAGAAAUAGCUUGGCAUUUUCGUAAAUCACGAAUAAGUAAUGUCAAUCUUGGAUUCCGUAGUUUAGGCGUGUAUUUCCGUUGUAAUAGCAAAUAAAUAGAACCAAUUUCUUGUAAAAAAAAAAAAUCGAUAUCGAUUGAAUGUAGAAAGUUCAGAUAUUGUAU
This is a messenger RNA of Pocillopora meandrina, 12804 nucleotides long. The record is from the annotation of a GenBank genome assembly. Lineage: Eukaryota; Metazoa; Cnidaria; Anthozoa; Scleractinia; Pocilloporidae.